UGGGGUUUUUUUCCAGUUUGCAGCAGUUCAGUUCUCCACAACAGUCCACAAAGUGUUUGACUUCAACGACUAUGCAGCUGGACGUGCUCUCGAUAAACUUGCAACAGAAAAACAUUUAAAAGGUCUCACCAGGACACACAGAGCCCUCGAGUUUGUGUUAGAAGAAAUCUUUGAAAACCCAGCUGCAGGCGCCUCUCCUGAUGUUACCAAAGUUCUGAUUCUAAUCACAGAUGGAGAGCCCUCUGAUACAGACAGAAAAAGGAUAAUUAGAAGAUACGAUGAUAAAAAUAUCAUUCGUCUUGUCAUUGGGGUCAAAGAUGCUAAGCUGGAUAAAUUCAGGGCCUUUGCUUCAGAGCCAAAACAUAGAAAUGCCUUCAAAAUUCAGAACUACGAUGGACUCACAGGAGUGCUGGAGAAUUUACCGAAAAAGAUAUUUACUGUAGAAGGCUGCACAGCUCCUCGGGCAGAAUUCAGUGGAUUCAGUGCUGUUUUCAAAAAGGUGAUUUCAAAAGGUUAAAACUGCACACAUUCAAAGUGUAAAUUAUUUACUUGUGACGAGAUUGAAAUUUCUCAGUCACGGCUAACAUGACAUACACAGGUGCAGCUAAAGCGCAGAUAAUAAAGCACCGACUACUGCUAAACUUUACUUUUACUUUCUAAAAUUUUAAAUUCUUAUUGUUUGGAAAAUAAAAUCCACACUGACCGACUGUUUGACACAAAAAGAAACACUGAAAAUGUGCUAGAAUUGUAAAAUGUACUCUUCAGUCUUUCUGUUUGUAAAACAAGUUGUUUUAAAAAUCAAGAACUUUAAUUUGAACCUGUACCCGACAAUCCACUAAUAUUGGAUUUUGAAUAUCUCACCAGCUACAGUACAGCAUAUCACCAAUAGAUUCGGUGAAUCAAGAGAAAUCUGUACACAAGGGACGAGGCCAAAAAUUAAUAUUGGAUGUCUGUUAUUUUUGGGGCCCCAGGCAGCAAUGCAUUAA
Neolamprologus brichardi is the source of this 986-nucleotide messenger RNA. Lineage: Eukaryota; Metazoa; Chordata; Actinopteri; Cichliformes; Cichlidae. The record is from RefSeq and is a predicted model, not a curated record.